Messenger RNA from Megalobrama amblycephala (Wuchang bream), 4182 nucleotides. Its product is annotated as tripartite motif-containing protein 16-like. The coding region runs from base 1831 to 3471 and encodes 546 amino acids. Gene Ontology annotation, molecular function: protein binding; zinc ion binding. NCBI's taxonomy places the organism in Eukaryota, Metazoa, Chordata, Actinopteri, Cypriniformes, Xenocyprididae. The transcript has 7 exons. The record is from RefSeq and is a predicted model, not a curated record.
AAAAAAAAAAAAAUGUCAACAACUCACCAAGGCCCAAAAACACCCUGAGAGGGUUUAAACCAACAGGGUCCCGAAUGAACAUCAAAAAACAGUGUCCAAAAACACAAGUAGUUUAAUCUGAAACAGCAAUUUCACUGUUGUGACACAUGCAAAAUUCUUUGCAACACCACAAACUAUAUUACAAAGUGCAAUGGUAUCAAAGAAAUAGAACAGGAUUGUAAUAUAAUUUCUCUUACAGUCUCAAAUUCCAUCAUAUCAAGAUUCAUUACAAAAAACACACUGAACCUAUCCACCUCUGAUGAACAAGACAUUGAAGAGAUAUUUCUAAGUUCAGAAGCACCAAGAUUCACUUACAAUAAUGGUUUGGAAAUAACCAGUGUUGGGAGUAACACAUUACAAAAACACACCGGAAGCAGAUGUAAAAGCAGUAAAGAUGUUUAUUGACAGAUCAGCAGAGCAAUGGGUGAGUAAACAGGAGAUAAUGGAGAUCUUGGAGGUGAAUAGAAGUAAUACUGUCCUUUAUCCUUGUGAUGCAGAUGACGUUGGAGGGAGACGCUGGAGCUGGCAGACGAACACACUCACACACAGGCAGGUAAGCACACGAGGAGACGAGGGAGAUAAUGGAGACAGGUAAGUAUCACUUUGGAGUCCUUGAAGGUAAGCGUACAAUGCGUUGUAACACAAACGAGACCGGACGAUGAGUGUGUGUGAGUGUGUGGUAUUUAACUGAGUGCUGAUGACUGCGGUGAUGAUGUGCAGGUGGCGGUGAUUAGUAGACUGGUGAUUGAGUGCGUGGAUACGGAAGUGAGGUGGAACCUGACGUGUCUGUGACAGUAUGUCAUUGUAGUUGUCUUUACCUUCAUUACAAUUGUCAUCCAUCAAAACUUUAUUAGCGACACUGUUUUUGUUUAUCCAACUGAGAGAUGUAGUUUGCGUGUACUAUGUUACUGAUUGGGUGUUUUGAGCCGCCGUUCAGUCUGUAUUUCACACAGCGUGAUGAGAAAUGGCGAGGGCUGCUCCAAAACAAUUGCAGAAUAUGCAUAUUUAAUUUAACAUAUUAAUAAUACAAUGAAUGAAUUAUAUUUAUAUAUUUAAAUAAAUUUUAAGUUAUCUCCAAGCCCCCAUGGAGGAUCACUGGCCUACACAGUCAUUAUGCUAUACCACAUCACCCUCCACUGGAUGUAUAAUGAACAGCAAUAAACUACAUUUUAUGCCCUUAAACCUCUGUGGUUAUUUUGGUGAAAGUAACUCAGAAGUAAUGUAAAAUUAGUGUAACGCAUUACAAUUCAGAGACAGUAAUAUUGUAAUGUAACUAAUUACUUUCAAAUGACAGCAACUAGUAAUAUAUAAUGUAUUACAUUUUGGAAGUAACUUGCCCAACUCUGAAAAUAACCAAUUUGGGGAAACAAGUUCUUCAGCUCAUGCCAGUGAAGCUGAUUUAUUUAAAAUUAGUCUUUAUGAAACUGGGAACAUCAUAACUUAAAAAUAUUGAUGUAACCGCUUACCUCAGAUUUUUUUGAGUUAGUCUAACUUAUUUAGGUUUACAGUGUAACCCUGUCGUAAGAUGAAUUCUGAGCUCGUUUCUAAGUUAGUUUGAUAAAUGAGGCCCAAUAUGUGUGGGAACACACAUGAAAACUAAAAACUUAGCAGGAAUGAGGAUCUUCAGGACCAGGAAUGAGGAAGCUGUUUUACAGACACACCUGUUUUGCACACGUCACUCAAACACAGAACCAGGAAACAGGGAUCAUAUGAGUUCAGAGUUCAGAGUUCAGAGUUACCUAAGUGUAGUUGAGCUGUUGUGUGUUUGUGUCUCUGUAUUCUUGCUGUAAAAUGGCAGAAGCCAGAUUUUCUCAGGAGGAGUUCAUGUGUCCAGUGUGUCUGGAUCUCCUGAAGGAUCCAGUGGCCAUUCCCUGUGGACACAGUUACUGUAAGAUCUGCAUUACAGGCUGCUGGGAUCAGGAGGAUCAGAUGAGAGUCUACAGCUGUCCUCAGUGCAGACAGACCUUCAGUCCAAGACCUGCUUUAGGUAAAAACACCAUUCUGGCUGAAAUGGUGGAGAAACUGAAGAAGAUUAAACUUCCUGCUGACUGUUACGCUGGAGCUGGAGAUGUGCAGUGUGACGUCUGUACUGGAAGAAAACACAAAGCCGUCAAGUCCUGUCUGGUGUGUGUGAACUCUUACUGUCAGAAUCACCUUGAACAACAUGAGACCUUCUUUAAAGGAAAGAGACACAAUCUGACUGAAGCCACUGGACGACUGCAGGAGAUGAUCUGCCCGAAACACGACAAGAUCCUUGAGGUUUUCUGCCGCACUGAUCAGAAGUGUAUAUGUGUGCUGUGUACGAUGGAUGAACAUAAAAACCACGACAUUGUAUCAACUGCAGCACAGAGGACAGAGAAACAGAAGGAGCUGAAGGAGACGCAGAGGUCGUUCCAGCAGAGGAUCCAGCAGAGAGAGAAAGAUCUUCAGCAGCUGAGAGAGGCUGUGGAGUCUCAUAAGCGCUCUGCACAGACAGCAGUGGAGGACAGUGAGAGGAUCUUCACUGAGCUCAUCCGCUCCAUUGAGAGAAGCCGCUCUGAGGCCACACAGCGGAUCAGAGAUCAGGAAAAGACUGCAGUGAGUCGAGCUGAAGGACGACUGGAGCGACUGGAGCAGGAGAUCAAUGAUCUGAGGAGGAGAGACGCUGAGCUGGAGCAGCUUUCACACACACAGGAUCACAUCCAUUUCCUGCAGAGUUUCCAGUCUCUCUCAGCUCCUCCUGAAUCUACAGACGUAAAUGACGAUCCCUUCAGUUCUCUCUUCUCUUUUGCUGUUGUGAGAGAAUCUGUCCAUCAGCUGAGAGACAAACUGGAGGAUUUCUGCAAAGAGGAGCUGAAGAAGAUCUCUGACAGAGUCACUUUCACCAACAUUGUUCCCAGAACCAGGAACGACUUCCUACAAUAUUCCCAUCAGCUCAAUCUGGAUCUGAACACAGUGAAUAAACACCUCCAUCUGUCUGAGAGGAACAGAGUGAUUACAUUCACUGAUAUUUUCAAAGCCCAGCCGUAUCCUGAUCAUCCAGACAGAUUUGAUGUGUAUCAGGUGUUGUGUAGAGAGAGUGUGUGUGGACGCUGUUACUGGGAGACUGAGUGGAGUGGAGAUUAUGGUGUGCGUAUAUCAGUGUCAUAUAAGAGCAUCAGCAGGAAGGGAUCGUGGGCUAAUGAGUGUUGGUUUGGAUAUAAUGAUCAGUCCUGGAGUUUGAUCUGCUCUUCCUCCAGUUACUCAUUCUGGCACAAUAACAUACAGACUGAACUCCCAGUAAAGUCCAUCAGCAGUAGAAUAGGAGUGUAUGUGGAUCACAGUGCAGGAACUCUGUCCUUCUACAGCGUCUCUGGAGACACAAUGAGCCUCAUCCACACAGUCCAGACCACAUUCACUCAACCGCUCUAUCCUGGAUUUACUGUUUGUUCUGGAUCAGUGAAACUGUGUUGAUGAAUCAGAAUAGACUGUAGAGAGAUUCUACCCAUAAUGCUUUGAGCUCAUGAUGAAUUAGUAACAGUGAGAUGUUAUAGAGUCUCUUAUUUUCUCUUCAUUACAUUAACCUUCCUAUUAACCUCAAAAUCCAGCAACAUUUUUUCAACACUGGGGUCAAUUUGACCCCAGCAAUUAAAAUCCUCCAGAAUAUGAUUUUAUUUUCAAAGGUUUAUGUAAUCAGGUACUUUAUGUUUCUUCAUUGACUACUCAAAUAGCUCUUUAAGCCCCCCACAGGACGCAUCAUGGUAGCAUUCACCUUUUAUUUGAAGGUGAACCUUUUAUUUGUUUUGGGAAUCUUUCCUGUUUAUGGUUAAAGACUGGGCCAACUUUAGCAUUGAAGAAGCUGUGAAUCAUGUGUAUCUGUGAAUGUGUUCAGUACAGGUCCUGAUGACCAUGUGUGGAAGAUUACUAAUUUUGUCUUUUUUUCUUAACCAAUCAGAACCGUUUAAUGCAGUUAGUGGACUCUGUUAGAGUAUAAUUGCUGCUGUAUUGAAGGUGUACGCAGAGCGGCUGAAGAACUCCUUGUGAUGUUUGAAGUUGGCUUCUGCUGAUGAAACUGCAAACUAUUCUUCAGUAAAAUUUUCUUCAAUUUAUUUUUUCAAACUCUGACUCCGGGUCUUCAUUCAUCAUAUCUGGUCUUUGGGUCUUUAACUGUAAAAUUCCCUACUC